Molecule: messenger RNA, 2962 nt
Organism: Acinonyx jubatus (cheetah)
Lineage: Eukaryota; Metazoa; Chordata; Mammalia; Carnivora; Felidae
Gene: TRIM41
Product: tripartite motif containing 41
Exons: 7
Coding region: 4-1974 (656 amino acids)
Cellular component (GO): nuclear body
Molecular function (GO): protein binding; zinc ion binding
Source: RefSeq, a predicted model, not a curated record
AAGAUGGCUGCCGUUGCCAUGACACCCAACCCUGUGCAGACCCUUCAGGAGGAGGCGGUGUGCGCCAUCUGCCUCGAUUACUUCACGGACCCCGUGUCCAUCGGCUGCGGGCACAACUUCUGCCGAGUGUGUGUAACCCAGUUGUGGGGAGGGGAAGAUGAGGAGGACAGGGACGAGUUAGACCGGGAAGAGGAAGAGGAGGACGGAGAGGAGGAGGAGGUGGAGGCUGUGGGGGCCGGUGGAGGGUGGGACACCCCCAUGAGGGAUGAAGACUAUGAGGGCGACAUGGAGGAGGAGGUCGAGGAGGAAGAGGAGGGUGUGUUCUGGACCAGUGGCAUGGGCGGGUCCAACUGGGACAACAUGGACUAUGUGUGGGAGGAGGAGGACGAGGAGGAAGAUUUGGACUACUACCUGGGGGACAUGGAGGAGGACCUGAGAGGGGAGGAUGAGGAGGACGAGGAGGAAGUGCUGGAGGAGGACGAGGAAGAGGAGUUAGACCCCGUCACCCCACUGCCCCCGCCUCCAGCCCCUCGGAGGUGCUUCACCUGCCCCCAGUGCCGAAAGAGCUUUCCCAGGCGGAGCUUCCGCCCCAACCUGCAGCUGGCCAACAUGGUCCAGGUGAUUCGACAGAUGCACCCAACUCCUGGUCGAGGGAGCCGUGGGAACGAGCAGGGCAUUUGUCCCAAACACCAGGAAGCCCUGAAGCUCUUCUGCGAGGUGGAUGAAGAGGCCAUAUGUGUGGUGUGUCGAGAAUCCAGGAGCCACAAACAGCACAGCGUGGUGCCAUUGGAGGAGGUGGUGCAGGAGUACAAGAACCACUCAUCCUGUGCAACAACCACUGCCUUUUGUACUCUUCUCUGGGCCAAACUGCAGGGGCAUGUGGAACCACUGAGGAAGCAUCUAGAGGCUGUGCAGAAGAUGAAGGCCAAGGAGGAGAGGCGGGUGACAGAACUGAAGGUGGUAUCCACCAUCCCCUUUGCAUCAUCCCAGAGCCAGAUGAAGUCAGAGCUGGCAGCUGUGGCCUCGGAGUUCGGGCGGCUGACACGGUUUCUGGCUGAAGAGCAGGCAGGGUUGGAGCGGCGCCUCCGAGAGAUGCACGAAGCCCAGCUAGGGCGUGCAGGAGCAGCGGCCAGCCGCCUGGCGGAGCAGGCUGCCCAGCUGAGCCGCCUGCUGGCGGAGGCCCAGGAGCGGAGCCAGCAGGGGGGCCUGCGGCUGCUCCAGGACAUCAAGGAGACUUUCAAUAGGUGUGAAGAGGUACAGCUGCAACCCCCAGAGGUCUGGUCCCCUGACCCGUGUCAGCCCCAUAGCCAUGACUUCUUGACAGAUGCCAUCGUGAGGAAAAUGAGCCGGAUGUUCUGUCAGGCUGCCCGAGUGGACCUGACGCUGGACCCUGACACGGCUCACCCGGCCCUGAUGCUCUCCCCUGACCGCCGGGGGGUCCGCCUGGCAGAGCGGCGGCAGGAGGUUGCUGACCAUUCCAAGCGCUUCUCAGCCGACUGCUGCGUAUUGGGGGCCCAAGGCUUCCGCUCUGGGCGGCACUACUGGGAGGUAGAGGUGGGAGGGCGGCGGGGUUGGGCGGUGGGCGCUGCCCGUGAAUCGACCCAUCAUAAGGAGAAGGUGGGCUCUGGGGGAUCCUCUUUGGGCAGUGGGGAUGCCAGCUCCUCACGCCAUCACCAUCGCCGCCGCCGGCUCCACCUACCCCAACAGCCCCUGCUCCAGCGCGAAGUGUGGUGUGUGGGCACCAAUGGCAAACGCUACCAGGCACAGAGCUCAACGGAGCAGACACUGCUGAGCCCAAGUGAGAAACCACGGCGCUUUGGCGUGUACCUGGACUAUGAGGCUGGGCGCCUAGGCUUCUACAAUGCGGAGACUCUAGCCCACGUGCAUACCUUCUCAGCUGCUUUCCUGGGCGAGCGUGUCUUCCCUUUCUUUCGAGUGCUCUCCAAGGGUACUCGUAUCAAGCUAUGCCCUUGAUUAGCCUGCCACCCGCAGGGGCCCCUCUGGUCAGCACUUGAGGGGCGGGUGGUGGUGGAGGGUGUCCCAUAAGUUUAGGGGCUCAAAGGCUCCUUCCACUGUUUGUUGCUUCCCACUCCCCUUUGACCCCAGGCCCGCUUCUCCCUCUAGGAGCCUAAAGAACCUUCCUGGCCUGCAGCUCUGCCUUCUCUCACCUGCAAUGUCUGUCCAACAGGUCUGCAUGGGUCCCUGAUGAGAACAGCUGCCUGGUUUUCCUUCCCUCUGUCCACCCAGGGUUUUGAGUAGGAGUUGAGGGGAGAUUUAACUCUAUUACUUAACUUCCCUUUCCUUGCCCCUACUCUUCACCUUUCUUGUCAGUUCCCAGGCUGGGAUAUUUGGGCAAGACUCCUGUCUGCCCCAAAUUCCAUUUUCUGAUGCAAAUUUUAGCUAAGGGAUUUGGAAGCUUUGGGGGGAGGUGGGUUAGGCAAAAGGGUAGAGCUGGGUAAAAAAUGUCUAUUCUCUGGGGGAGGUAGGAGGGAUUCUAGACUCCUUCCAUCCCCAAUUUCUACCUCCAUAGACUGGCCAGAAUUUAGCUUGAGAUCUGGAAUGGUCAACACAAUUGAAACUACAUACCAUUGUAUUACCCAAUAAAUUAUUUUCUCCCCCACCCUUUUUCCAGCACUCACAUUAGGAGUAAAGCUCACCCCGCCCAUCCCCUCCAGGUCUUUUCACUGCCAGGCUCCUUUCCUCUUUGUCCAAUGAAGUUCCUUGUGUCAGUAUCCAGCCUCAUAUAUUAGUUCUCUCCAUCUGGUGAGCCCUGACCAGGAGCCUGGGGACAGGGGUUUGGAUCCCCAGGAGAGCUUUGGGUAUAAUCUAUUUUUCUAGUAACCCCUUGCCUUCUGUCACUUGUCAGCUUUUGUCCUUUGCUUUGAUGGCAGAGGUCAACUUCUGUUCCUGGGGGAAAGGGAAGACGGGAUGUGUUGUGGAAAUAAAGUUUAUUUGCUUCUUU